AAGGCAUCUGCAAAUUUCAAGAUCCGAGGGGCAAUAAAUUGUUUCUUUCAUGACCUUUCAAACCCAAAGGCUCAGGUAAGAGCUUAUGCAGCUUUACUCCACAAUGCUUCAAAUUCUCUCCUUUCCAACUCUUUCAUGGCUCUUCUUCCUGUUUAUCCUGGUUCUUUAUUGUAAAAGAUCAUCUAAAGCCAAAGGCCAAAUACAUAGAAAGUUGCCACCAGGGCCAUGGAAACUGCUCUUAUAGGGAACUUGCACCAGCUGGUUUUCUCUUCGUUGCCCCAUCAUUCCUUGAGAAAGUUAGCACUGAAAUAUGGACCAAUCAUGCAAUUGCAACUGGGUGAGGUAUUGGCUAUAGUUGUUUCAUCACCAGAAAUAGCCAAAGAGUUGCUCCAUGCACAUGACACUGUAUUCAUAAAUCGGCCUACCUGUCUUGCUCUCGAAAUUCUGUCCUAUGGCUAUUCAGGUAUUGUCUUUACUCCCUGUGGCGACUACUGGAGACAGAUGCGAAAAAUUAGCAUCAUGGAACUCCUGAGUGCUAAGCGGGUGCAGUCCUUUAGAUCAAUCAGAGAAGAAGAGGCUCUGAAUCUAGUUGAAUCAAUCUCUUUGUCCGGGGGAUUUCCAAUCAAUCUCAGCGAGAAAAUGUUGUCCAUGACGUAUGGUGUGACUUCCAGGGCAGCAAUUGGGGCGAAGGGUAGACAUGAAAAAGAAUUCAUAUCAUUGGUUAAGGAAAUUCUGCGUGUGAGCGGAGGUUUUGACGUGCCUGAUCUGUUCCCUUCGCUGAAGUUCCUUGGUUUCCUUACUGGGAUAAAGCCAACUUUGGAGAAAAUGCAUAGAAAGACAGACAAGAUUCUGGAGGAUAUAAUCAAGCAGAAGAUGGAAAGGAGUACCAACAGUUCUUCAGCCGGCUACGAUGAAUCGGCUGAGCAUGAAGAUCUAGUUGAUGUGCUGAUGAAACUUCAGGAGAAGGGUGGGCUUGAUUUUGAUAUCACAAGAGAUCAUAUCAAAGCUAUGACUCUGGACAUUGUCAUUGCGGGGAGUGAGACUUCAGCAUCUACAAUAGAAUGGGCAAUGUCAGAAUUGGUGAAAAACCCAAGAGUCAUGGAAAAGGCACAAGCCGAAGUACGAAGAGUCCUUGAGGGGAGGGGGAAUAUUAACGAGACAGACAUUCAGAAACUAGAUUACUUGAGAGCAGUUGUCAAAGAAACUCUGCGGUUACACCCUCCAGGUGCCUUAAUCCCAAGAGAAUCAAGGGAAAAGUGUGAAAUCAGUGGAUAUGAGAUACCUAGCAACACAAAAGUGCUCAUUAAUGUAUGGGCUAUGGGAAGAGAUCCCAAAUACUGGAUUGAUGCUAAUUACUUUCAUCCAGAGCGGUUCUACGACUCCAGUUUUGAUUUUAAAGGGACCAACUUUGAAUACAUUCCAUUUGGAAGUGGUAGGAGGAUCUGUCCAGGCAUAUCAUUUGCUCUUGCAAGUGUUGAACUUGCUCUUUCUCACUUGUUGUAUCACUUCAACUGGAAACUCCCCAAUGGAAUCAAACCAGAAGAGCUUGACAUGUCUGAGUCUUCCGGAUUAACCACCAAAAAAAGGAAGGAUUUGUACCUUAUUGCCACUCCUUGGAUUUCUCUGUUUAAUAAUUGAAGAGAUUGAAUUUAGAUGUAUGUACGUACUACCUACCUCUUGUUGCA
This is a messenger RNA of Juglans microcarpa x Juglans regia, 1685 nucleotides long. Its product is annotated as cytochrome P450 71D8-like. The transcript has 2 exons. Gene Ontology annotation, molecular function: monooxygenase activity; iron ion binding; oxidoreductase activity, acting on paired donors, with incorporation or reduction of molecular oxygen. The record is from RefSeq and is a predicted model, not a curated record. Bases 226 to 1638 code for a protein of 470 amino acids. Lineage: Eukaryota; Viridiplantae; Streptophyta; Magnoliopsida; Fagales; Juglandaceae.